Nicrophorus vespilloides is the source of this 3480-nucleotide messenger RNA. RefSeq lists its product as uncharacterized. The record is from RefSeq and is a predicted model, not a curated record. The annotation marks the transcript as partial. The transcript is spliced from 8 exons. NCBI's taxonomy places the organism in Eukaryota, Metazoa, Arthropoda, Insecta, Coleoptera, Silphidae.
AAUUAACUUAUCGUCAAUGUUAUAUUUUCAGUAUGGUUUAAGCUUCAUAUAAAUAAGUGAUACGCUUGGAAUUAUUAUUCAACAGAAACAGAGUUGUAUUUAAUCAGUCCAGUUCAGUGGUAAUAAAUUUAGCAAGUGUAUAAAAAACAAUAUGGCAGAACAAAAAGCAUUUGAUAAUUUCAUAUCAAAAAUGGAUGGGGAUUGCAAGUUUCAAUUCAAUCAAUUGGAAGAUGCUAUAACAGUUUGUAACCUAAUUAAUACUGACUUACUCUUGUGCAUAUUAAAUCAAUCGGAUGAGUAUGGAAUUGAUCUUAGAAAAGGCACUCUAUUAGAUUCCACUGUGGGUUAUAAGUAUUAUAACAGUGUUUUAUGGGAUGUCAGUGACAAAUCACUAAUAGAGCCAUUAAUUGAUAUUUGUGAUAAAAAUUUAAAAUGCCCUGAAGUAGUAAAUGCUAUCACUAACAACAUAUCAAGCAUAUUUAUAUUUAGAUUUGAUCCAUCUGUUGUAUUAAAAUCUGUUAUCAAAGAUAGCAAACAACAAAUACUUGAUGAUGCUGCAGAUCAUAUUAUACCUGCAGUUUUGGAUUGGAAUAAUUUCAAAGCAACAGCUUUUGGCACAAAUAUUUAUGAUAAUUUUGAUGAUGCAGUUGAGAAGGCUGUCUCUGAGGAGAUUCCUCUUCUUGUGUAUUUACACAAUAGUGAAGAUAUUUUUAGUAAAAUGUUUUGUAACCUCAUGGUAAAACAUAAUGUUAGUAGUGUGUUCGCUAAUUUCUCAAUAUAUUCUUUCGAUAUCGACGACAAAAUUGAGGAGAGUCACUUUGUCUUAAGAAAGCACAAAGCACUUUUAAAAGUGCGAAGUCAUUAUGAACGCAAAAACAGCGGCUUAUUUGUUUACCAUACUAUCAAUGCCCAAUUGAAGCUGCAUACGAUCUUUGAUACGACGAUUAAAGACGAUGGAAUGUUUAUUUUUGAACUUAAUAAAAUUUGUACUACUGUUCAGGAAGAUUAUCAAACAUUACACAAACGUCUGGAAAUGCAGGGCGUUGAGGAGUUUAUUUCAAAUUAUGAACAUAAAUUUGGAGAAUAUCAUCCUGAGUUCUUGGUCAAGCAUCUUGGAAAGUAAUAAAUGAUUGUGUAUCCACUGAACCCGAAUAUUUGCAAAAAUGUUUGGUAUUAUAUUUACAUAGCGCAAACUCUGUGUUCAGCGACUCAUUUACAGCGCUAUUAAGCAACGUCGAUUUGCUUCAUCACCUAAAGUACUUUUCUUUUGUUGCUUGGGAUAUUGAUGACCCUUCAAGACACAAGUCCCAAAUACAUCUACUUGUGAAAUACUUCAACCUGAAUAUUUUGAAGGAAAGCAUUGAACAAAAAAGAUCUGGCCUCUUUUUCUUUUUGCCAAUCAAAGGUGAACCAAACCUUUUCUCAUUUUUUUCUGAUAAAUUGGAAUAUGAACAUUUGAAGAUCAAUAUCUUAGCGAUUGAAGACGCUUUAACCGCAUCCCAUGGGAUCACAGAUUUUAUUGAGCUGCGUGCGAAUGAGACCACGAAAAUAGCUCCGUGCUGCCCAUGUUUGAAAGUUUCUUUGAACGAAUUAAUUAAAGACAUGUAUUUAAAUUGUCAGGAUACGGUUGAGAGAAAGAUGCUUCUGAUGUAUUUCUACAAAGAGGAUGCUCCAGUUACAAAACAUUUUGAUAAGUUGCUAAGUGAAAAGCCUGAAUUGGUAUCGAUGAUAAAUGAAAAAUUCCACUUUUUAGCAUGGGAUGUAUCCAGAACAGAUUUAGUUAAUAUUCUGGAGAUAUCAAUCGAAAGAAAUUUUAAAGACAGAAAUAUGAUAAAGCUAUUGAGGGAGGGUGUGCCGGGACUGUUCGUUUUUAUGCCGAUUGCCGAAUGUCUAACGAUGUUUAGGUUCAUACCGUACGAUGCGUCUUCUAGUACAAUUGUCAAUACACUGGAGGAAUGUUCAGAAUAUUACAUGACCGAACUUGAAAUCGCACUGCAUCUACAGAACAAUUUCACAAACAAUAAAGAUGAAACAAAACCAGAAGUUGUCCAUCAGAUCAUGUACGAACAAAUGGGAAACAGAGACUACGAUUGUUUCGAAUUGGAUCGGGAGGAUCACGAGCAUUAUUUGUUCCGAAAAGUGGCUUACGCUUACUUCGGUCCUCCCAAGGACGAAACAAACAUGUACGAUGAAACCCAAACAAGCACCGUAAAUGAUAUGAUCAAGGUGAUUAAGAAACAGUGUCUUAAGUACACAAAUAACCCUAAACUGGUCGUAUUCGCUUGUAUCUACAAUAUAACCACACCACUACCAAGAGAGAAAUUGGAAAAGUGCAAGAAGGAUGAGGAUUAUAAUCCGUUCACGGAUUUUAAUGCAAAACCGAUAUUUGUAGUACCCAAGUGCGCUGAUGUCGACAAUGCGUGCCGUACUUUCAUUGACACCGACUUAAGGGUAUAUAUCAACUGGGAGUCAUAUUUAGAAGAAAACAAACUCGGUAAAUGUCUGUGCGUUACUCCAAAAGACGGACGUUAUCAAGGAGACUGCUGGAACCGGGUAAUACUGGAGUAUAAUCCGUCGCCGGCUUGCGGUCUUGGUAUUCAAGUUUUGAAUACCAUCGAUAUUGCAGCUAUGGCGGUUGGUGUAGCUGCUGGCGUGGGAGGCCUAGUUGCAUUGAUUCCGGCCGUAGUUGUUGCAGCACCCAUACUCGUGCCAAUAUCCAUUGUUUCUGGUACUGCAGUUUCUGUCUACACAUUGUUUCGCAGUGGACACAGUUUAUAUGACAGACUUACCCAUAAGCAGACGAUGAGUGUGAUGGAUGGUGAAGCACGCGGAGCUUACUUAAACAUAGCGGCAGGGGCAUUAGGCUUCGCAGGGUCAGGUGCACGGUUCGCGGAUGGUUUGACUGGAGCGAAUGUUUUAAUGAGUGGUGCAGCCAUCAGUAAUUCCACCUACGAAGUGUAUAACCAAUGGAAAUCCAAUAAUGAAGUCGGUUAUUUGACGUGGAUCCAAUUAUCUUCAUCAAUUCUUUUCUUCGGUCACUCCGUGUAUAAUUUGCAAUCGUCUGGUACAAUUAUUACGGAGACUCAGCAGCAAACUUUGGAAGAUAUUAGUACCUCGUUGCGCAGUAAUCGACACAGGAAAACUUUUAAUAAGAUUACAAAGGAAACGGUGGCGAUUCAUGGCGAUCAACAGGGUAAAGCUAAAGUCAUCGCAUACAUCAAAAAUUUGGGAAGUUCACGUGAUGAUGUGCUAGCUAAUUUGACCAAGAAUAACAAGAUGUUGAAUCAGAAAGGUAUUCGGUACUUCGUCGACGAAGGCAAUAUUCAAUUCAAUAACAUCAAAGUUGACAUCAGUAGCUUAGGCAAAGGACCUAGGCACCAGGAAAGCGUCAAUCGCGUAAAUUUAUCCAUGAAUGGUGAUUGCAUCUCCAUCAGCUCUUCACAAAAAUAUUGUGUUAUUGCAUUGAAUUUGUUCGAAACU